Molecule: messenger RNA, 715 nt
Organism: Drosophila ananassae
Lineage: Eukaryota; Metazoa; Arthropoda; Insecta; Diptera; Drosophilidae
Exons: 2
Coding region: 93-557 (154 amino acids)
Cellular component (GO): extracellular region
Molecular function (GO): chitin binding
Source: RefSeq, a predicted model, not a curated record
CUAGAAUGUUAUAAAAGCCACAACGCUGGACUAAAAAUCGUUUAGUCAGUGUUUAAUUUUUCCCCUGAAAAGAAGUUUGGAAUAGAUCUACUAUGCAAAAAGGUUACCUGAUUUUCGCGGGUCUUUUGGUUUUCGCCUAUGUUGCCCAGGCCAUAGCUGAUGACUCCGAUACCUCCGAGUGCCAGUCGGAGGACGAGUUAUGGGGCGGCGAGGACAUUCGAAAAUAUUACUUCUGCCUUAAUGGUGAAGUGAUUUCCCAAACUUGCCAAAGCGGCACCUAUUUUGUGAACAAUGCCACUGUCUCCGGCUGCAUAGCUGCGGCUUCGAUUACUCCCUCUUGCGUGAACUUGGAUGUCUCCGAACCCGACUGCACCGGAAGCAACGCGUAUUAUCCCCAGCCCUGUGAAGAUCCCACCCAAUACUAUCUGUGCACCGAUAAUGGUCCCAAGCUGAUGACCUGUUUGAAUGACAGUGCCUUUGUGAGCCGCGAAGGAUACCUUGGCUGCGCCACCUGGUCCCAGUGGCGAGAGCUGCGAAACUGCACCAUCGAUUCCUGAACUCGUAUGGCAAGCAGAGCAUUUUAAUUAAAGUUAUCGCGAUUGAAAGCGGCGUUAUUAACUUAAAAUUGAUUCGAAAUUAAUUGAUAUAUGUGCGUCGGUCAAGAAUGCUGAUAUGAUAAGGCUUGACAUAUAUUAAAAGCAAACUACUGUUCAUA